Molecule: messenger RNA, 2447 nt
Organism: Linum trigynum
Lineage: Eukaryota; Viridiplantae; Streptophyta; Magnoliopsida; Malpighiales; Linaceae
Source: the annotation of a GenBank genome assembly
AACAUCUAUAAUAUAGGCACUAAAAGGCCAUUAUCUCUACAAAUAUUAAAUAGGUCGCAGGGUCCCAUGCCUUUCUCCGUCAUUCCCGUCCCCAAUUCCCCUCUUCUUCUUCUUCCCGGCCAUGAACCGAAUCGAUCCCCGCCACCGAUAUCGCCGCCAAUCACAAUCCAAGCCAUGAUUCUCGCCACCACCGCCGUUUCCUGGCUCCGAUCCCGCUGCAGCCGGAGAAGCCGCUGCGUCCUGAUCUCCCUCUGCUCCCCGCUCAUCCUGCCGCUGCUCUUCAUAUCUCUCCCUCUGCUCUUCGCGCUCGAGAUUUGCCUCUGGCUCCGACUCUGUCGCCGAAGGAAGCCGCGGCGGUGGCGGUGGGGCGGCGGGGGGAGGAGGAAAUCGGCGCUGAUCGAAAAGGGGGCGACGGUGGCUCCGGAUGAGCGACUGCGGCGGUGCGAGGAAGGUUUGCGGAAUCGGGAGGCGGAUGCGGAGGAGGAUGGCGAAAUUAUUGGGCGGCUGUUGCAAGUUUACUUGGAGGAUCAGCUACGGCUGGCUGGAUCGAUUGUGUUCGAGAGCGAUGAUGCGGCGGAGAGCGGCGGCGCCGGCGGCAGAUUUGGCAAAUUCGGAUUUCGCGAUGAGAACAGAGAAGCGGUGGACUCCAACAUUGUCCCGCUGUUGACCUAAUUUGGUUUUGGGGUUGGGGACUUAUUAGUGUCGCGUUUUGUGUUUUCCGCUUUUUUUUUGGUUAGUUCCUCAAAUUUGGGGGACUGUUUUAGAGAUUUAUUAUUUUCCACUGUAAAAUCAACACAUUUUUGUUUACCUUGGUGCUUAUUAAUUUUAUUCAAGUUACAUGUGAUUCAUGCUAUACAACUUAUUUUAAUAGGACACUUCUCCAUUGCAAUCUUUGAAGACAAAAUUUGACAACUCUUUCACUAGAAUACUAUUAUUUUCUCCACACACAAAGUGGACACGUGUGCGCGACAAUAAAGUUAAUACCUUCUUAUGUUCUUCGUUGAUUUCCUCAAUUCUUAAGUUUUCAGCCUAAUUUUCAUGUCAUUUAACAAUGUUAACUUUCUUCUAUGUUUCGCUACCGUUAAAAAUAAUCAUUAGUAGGAUCCAAACCCAUAAAUAUGCAAAUCCUAGACUAUAAUUUAAAGUAUUUUAACCAUUAAAACAAACUAUAUUUGAUGAUGUUAAUGACAAAUCUAGGGACUUUGCUACGGUGACAUGUCACCGUAACUUGCACUUUUAGGUCGACCUUAUAUAAGAUUAGGUCGACCUUAUAUAAGAUUAGGUCGACCUAAUAUGUCGUAUCAGUUUUGUGAGGUUCAACGACGCGGUUGGCCUUUUAUAACAAAUGGUCGACCUCUUUGGGAAGCGAACAGAAUGAAAUGUCGACCCAAAUACCUCAUAGGCCGACCAUUUUGAUUAACUGAGGUCGACCGCAUAAGUUGAUUUUCUUGUAUUCGGUCGACCUCGUACCGGAUUAGGUCGACCACAAAACCAACACUUGAUCUUCAUUUUACGUCAAAUGAUGAUGGAUAAAUGGAUACAACACUUCUCUUCUACGACAAAACCAACACUUCUCUUUCUGUAAAUGGUCGACCAUUUUGUUGAUGACCGUCAUCAAGUGGUCGACCUCUAUACCUUUACGGUCGACCAUUUUGCUUCUGAAGCCAAUGAGAAAGCGAUGUUUUAUUGUGGUCGAUCAACAAUGACAACUUAAACUACAAACGGUCGACCACUACAUUUUAAAGGUCGAUUGUGAUAAGUCAUCAGGGUGCCCACAUUAGUGUAUUCGGGAACCUCACAAAACAGAAACGACAUAUUAGGUCGACCUAAUCCUAUAUAAGGUCGACCUAAAAGUGCAUAUCAGGUCGACUUAAUCCUAUAUGAGGUCGACCUAAAAGUACAAGUUACGGUGACAGGCAUACCCCAAAUCUAGUGUGAUAAAUACAUUUGACGAUAUUAAUUUUAACAUGAGGGGUAUCAUCAUAUGUGUUUAACACCAAAUCGAAUUCCCUCGAUGCCGAUAAUCUUCACGAAAUUCUAUUUAAACACUGCAAAUCUCACAUUCAGAACUGAUCAACGAUUCGACGACGGGAAGUAUGAUUUCUUUCAUGUUGUUGAUGAGUUCAUCUAGAUUCCUUCCAUCUCUUAGAUUAUAGUUGAUUAGAUAUGAGUAACCAAAUAUUGAUAAUGUUUCUAGGGUUCUUUUUAUCUGUUUUUUUUCUCUCUCUUUGUUUGUUUCUUGUGUUACAAAUUACACCAAGAAGAUGGUGUACCUACAACAGAGGACUUCUUUUUUUUUUUUUACCUAUACAAAGAAAACCCUAUAUCCACAUAUGUUCACCGUCUUCUCUGUACGUAGUUUCUCUGAUGCCCGCUCCUCAUCGGACUCCCCUCAUUUUUUCUUAACGAAUUCAUCACGUCACAAAAGAUAAAAUUUGCCCCAUGUC